This is a messenger RNA of Chinchilla lanigera (long-tailed chinchilla), 2205 nucleotides long. RefSeq names its product glucokinase (hexokinase 4) (gene Gck). The transcript is spliced from 10 exons. Bases 19 to 1416 code for a protein of 465 amino acids. Gene Ontology annotation, cellular component: mitochondrion; cytosol. Gene Ontology annotation, molecular function: fructokinase activity; mannokinase activity; ATP binding. Lineage: Eukaryota; Metazoa; Chordata; Mammalia; Rodentia; Chinchillidae. Gene Ontology annotation, biological process: regulation of insulin secretion; glycolytic process; intracellular glucose homeostasis. The record is from RefSeq and is a predicted model, not a curated record.
GGGUUGGCUGCUGCGCAGAUGCUGGAUGACAGAGCCAGGAUGGAGGCUGCCAAGAAAGAGAAGGCGGAGCAGAUCCUGGCGGAGUUCCAGCUGCAGGAGGAGGACCUGAAGAAGGUGAUGCGGCGGAUGCAGAAGGAGAUGGACCGAGGCCUGAGGCUGGAGACCCACGAGGAGGCGAGCGUGAAGAUGCUGCCCACCUACGUGCGUUCCACCCCAGAAGGCUCAGAAGUCGGAGACUUCCUGUCCCUGGACCUGGGGGGCACCAACUUCAGGGUGAUGCUGGUGAAGGUGGGGGAGGGGGAGGAGGGACAAUGGAGCGUGAAGACCAAACACCAGAUGUACUCCAUCCCCGAGGACGCCAUGACGGGCACCGCAGAGAUGCUCUUUGACUACAUCUCUGAGUGCAUCUCUGACUUCUUGGACAAGCACCAGAUGAAACACAAGAAGCUGCCCCUGGGCUUCACCUUCUCCUUCCCCGUGAGGCAUGAGGACAUCGACAAGGGCAUCCUCCUCAACUGGACCAAGGGUUUCAAAGCCUCAGGAGCAGAAGGGAACAACAUCGUGGGGCUGCUGCGAGACGCCAUCAAGAGGAGAGGGGACUUUGAGAUGGACGUGGUGGCCAUGGUGAACGACACAGUAGCCACAAUGAUCUCCUGCUACUACGAAGACCGCGAAUGUGAGGUCGGCAUGAUCGUGGGCACGGGCUGCAACGCCUGCUACAUGGAGGAGAUGCAGAACGUGGAGCUGGUGGAAGGGGACGAGGGUCGCAUGUGCGUCAACACGGAAUGGGGAGCCUUUGGGGACUCGGGCGAGCUGGAUGAGUUCCUGCUGGAGUACGACCGCAUGGUGGACGAGAGCUCCGUGAACCCCGGUCAGCAGCUGUACGAAAAGCUCAUCGGCGGGAAGUACAUGGGUGAGCUGGUGCGGCUCGUGCUGCUCAAGCUGGUGGACGAGAACCUGCUGUUCCACGGGGAGGCCUCGGAGCAGCUGCGCACGCGCGGCGCCUUCGAGACGCGCUUCGUGUCGCAGGUGGAGAGCGACCCGGGCGACCGCAAGCAAAUCCACAACAUCCUGAGCACGCUGGGGCUGCGGCCCUCCACCGCCGACUGCGACAUCGUGCGCCGCGCCUGCGAGAGCGUGUCCACGCGCGCCGCGCACAUGUGCUCCGCGGGGCUGGCGGGCGUCAUCAACCGCAUGCGCGAGAGCCGCAGCCAGGACGUGAUGCGCAUCACCGUGGGCGUGGACGGCUCGGUGUACAAGCUGCACCCCAGCUUUAAGGAGCGGUUCCACGCCAGCGUACGCAGGCUGGCGCCGCGCUGCGAGAUCACCUUCAUCGAGUCCGAGGAGGGCAGCGGCCGGGGCGCCGCGCUGGUGUCCGCGGUGGCCUGCAAGAAGGCCUGCAUGCUGGGCCAGUGAGGGCGGACGCGGGGCCACCGCUGGUCUGAGGGCUGGAGAGGCCCCUGGAGCCCGGCAGGCCCCUCCUGUGGUUCAGUGGCUGGAGCAGAGCCCCUGCCCUGGCUGGAGUGGCCGCCAGGAGAAGCCGGCACGGAGACUCCGACACCCCUUGGCUUGCUGGCUGGAAUCAAGUACCCAGAAGGGAGUGGAUCACUCGGGACUUUGCAGCUCCACGCUGCCUGCCUGGCCUGGGCCUGCCCCGGGAAGGACGUGUUCUCCGGGCCUGGCCGGGGAAGGGGUCCUGUGGAUCCGGCUCUCGCCGGGCUUCCCUGGGCGUCACCGUGCAGGGGAAGGCAUCUCCCGAAACUUGGCCAGAUCAGACCAGAGCCCAAGGGGAGUGAGGGCAGCUGUCACCCGGGUUGGCUUGUUCCCGCCUGUGGCUCUGGGGACCCACGGGAAAGGGCCCAGUAGCGCGGAAGUACUUCCCAGGCCGCAGGUGUCCUCAGGGGGCCUUUUCCUUCACACAGCCCCACCCCGAGUGGCUUGUGGUUCUGGCAUGACUCCUCACAGGAGAUGCCAGGGGACCCACAAAGGGGUCCUGGCACUAUCAGGGCCUGCCUGUGCCCACAGGCAGGAUGGCAUCCUUGGCUCUCACACAGGCCCAGGAAGACGCCCCGGCAGCAUCCUGCACAACUCAGGGGGCCUCCCCAGUCCCCUCUUGUCCUCAUCAGGACAUUCAUGUGCCACGUGACCCUCUCUAUGCCCCGACUGGGACUAUGGGGUUUUUAAUUAAAAAUUCUAAAAGGUUUA